GCGGAGGCACCUGUCCGCCGCCCAGGACGCCGCGCGCGGGUCGCUGGCGGGGUCGUGUCCGCGGGCACCUGCCCCACGGGGUCUCGGCAGCAGGAGGUGGCUGCGACGGGUGUGCAGAGCGCAUGCGCCCGGCGCCAGAUGUGGUCAGCUUUGGACAAGAUGCCAGCUCCAGCCACCACAUAUGAAAGAAUAGUUUACAGAAAUCCCUCUGAGCACCACUAUAUGAAAGUCUGCCUAGAAUUUCAAGAUCAUGGGGUUGGAUUGAAUGUUGCACAGUUCAAACAGCUGCUUAUUUCAGCCUUAAAGGACCUGUUUGGGGAGGUUGCUGCAGCCUUACCUUUGGACGUCCUAACCUAUGAAGAGAAGACCUUGUCAGCCAUCUUGAGGAUAUCUAGCAGUGGUCUUGUCAAAUUAUGGAGCUCUUUGACUCUAUUGGGAUCCUAUAAAGGCAAGAAAUGUGCUUUCAGAGUGAUUCAGGUUUCUCCAUUUCUUCUCGCCUUAUCUGGUAAUAGUAGGGAACUAGUAUUGGAUUGA
Messenger RNA from Nyctereutes procyonoides (raccoon dog), 534 nucleotides. Its product is annotated as ribonuclease P protein subunit p14. The record is from RefSeq and is a predicted model, not a curated record. Bases 139 to 534 code for a protein of 131 amino acids. Gene Ontology annotation, biological process: tRNA 5'-leader removal. Gene Ontology annotation, cellular component: ribonuclease P complex. The transcript has a single exon. Lineage: Eukaryota; Metazoa; Chordata; Mammalia; Carnivora; Canidae.